GCGUGCAAGCGAGCGAGUUGAGUGAGAGAGUGUGAGUGCGUGAGAGAGAAAAAGGUCGGACACGCGUCGUGCCUUGAUGAAUUGACUGCCAGCUUCAACCCUCCGCUGUCGCCCUGGGCCCAUGGUCGAUCGCCAGCCACACUUGCACACAGGCGCAAGCACGAACACGGGUCGCCCUGCACUGAGAUGGGAUCCUCAGAGGCAGUCUGUCAAUAGACCUCAAUCUCAGGUUGGCCCGGCCUCCACCCCAUCACCACAUUCUCAACCAGCAAGCCAGCCAGCCAGCCAGCCAACCAGCCAGCCAGCAAGACGUCGGCCAUCUUGCCGCAUCUUUUGGUUCUGCUCCAGCAUCAGCCCUGCCAGCUACCACCCACUGGUCACUCCCAUAGGGCUGUGUGGCCCAGUCCUCCGUCAUACCCGGCCCCUGCAAAAACAUCGUCAGCCUCAAAUUUGGGAAUCCCUCUAGACCUUCAAUUCUGCUCCUAUCCCUUUGGCCCCUGCUCCUCCAUCAAAGCAUCAGGACUGCGCAGGGCACUGUCUUCGCUUACCGUUCUUUCAACACAUCCUCAGACAAGAAGCACGUCACGUCGCAACAACUUGACUCGCAGACCACAAGUCUGACACCAAGGGCACUUUCAGUUGCGAGAUAGGCCAAGCAAGAGCUACCUAGUUUGGCUCUCAAAGCCUUGGCCUAGCGGCUCGCAUGCCUCAGCGUGACCAUGACGAGAUCUACCGCACGCACCCGGGAUCUCCCUUAUCUUCACAGGAACUGGAUCAUUGCCAUCAAUUAUCUGCAGUCUGCAGCGCUGGGCUUCAAGUCCAACGAAAUUCACCAGAAGCUGGCCAACGGCCAUGACGACCAUGACACUCGGCCCGCAAAGCGACGUCGCUAUGCCGAAAACUCCCCGGACUCGGGCUUAGGUCAAGAUCUUGACAGCCUCCUGCUCCCCAGCAAGCCAGGCGAGAUCCAACGCGCCAUCCGGAUCGAAGUCCUCAAGAUUGCCCACAAGGAUUCCUCUCGCCAGAGGCACAACCCUGCCCUGAACGGAACCAUCCCCCCAGCCAUCAAGGAUGCUGCAAGCAUCAGAGCCCGGUGCAAAAUCACCAUAACCACUGCCAGGCACAUGCCUGGUGAGGCCCGCAUUCUCUACUGUGAUAGCCAAAUUUGCACCAUCAAGACUUUUCAGAAUCCAGCUGGUUUAUCUCAGAUGGCCAGGGUUUACCUGCCUCAACCGUUUCAUAUUCCCGAAGAGAAGAUCUACGUCGAGCGCGACGACGAUGCAGUCUUUGAUCUUGCCGACCAGUAUUCCAUGUCUCUCGAACUUGAAUCAGCCGGUGACCGCAAUUGGCCACCUCUGAACCUGGCCGACACAUCCUUUGAUGAGAAUGUGUUCCUUGGUCACUCAUCUGCAUCACGACAUUGGACACUCGCGGCUGAGAUUCCAAAGAUCAUUGAUGGAGGUCGGAGGUCGGGACUCUUGAGGCUACACAAGGGAUCUUGCCAAGGUGUCCGAACCGACUUCGUUCUGGACGUUGACGUGAGAGCGGCAACAGCUCUGCCAGAGCGGCACUCAUGGAACAGCCGGGAGAGGGUUUCUCCCUGCCCUGCUACACUUGCCGACCAACAAGAUGAAACCCUGCCACUCACAAAUGGUCAAGUGAAUGGAGCGUAUGCCAACGGGAUAAAUGGAAACCUGGUCAAUGGGACCUCUGGCCUCAUCGACGAUGACGCCGAGGAAGAAGCCGAAGGCGAGUUGACACCCAGCCGCUCACUGAGGAUAAGAGGAACCAAAAACUACAACCUCAAAGACCUCAGCAAUCGCGCGCAGGGAAGGAAAGGCCGCAAUCGCCUGGCGAAAGCGGAACUGAGAAGAGCCGACGCAGAUCGCAUCCUCUAUCAUCUUCCCAGAGAAUCUGGGCCAGUCAAAGAAGUUCUCGUACUGGGCUUCGCUUGCUGCUUCUGCCAUGCCUCGCACCAGUCUCUGGCUCAGCUUCGCGCGCACCUUCCCAGCCACCCACAGUACAGAUUUGAGGUCAGCAUCUCCUCUGGAAAGAUGGGGGCCCCGGUGGACGUCUCUUGUAUAGCUGUCAAUGGGGGCCCCUUUUUGCGUCCCACGAUAUACCAGCUGGGCAAGCCGACCAAAGCCUUCGACCUGGACAAGUACGUUGAAGGCGACGACUCCUGGGUCAAGUCCCGUCUAGGCCCACACAACGACGACGGACCCGUGGUUUCGGCCCACAAAGCUUCACACGCAAGAACAGGUCAAGUGAGACCAUCACAGAGAAACGGAGGCCGUCGCAAGGAGAAGAAAGUUCUUGUUCCGGACACCAAGCAGCCGCUAUUUGACUCCCUGAGCAAGGCCAAAUUGAUACCUGGAACAGAGGUUCGUCAGUCUGUAGCCGAUGAUACCUGGCUCAUCCAGAAGCACCAAGAUAUUGUCCAGGACUUCAUUGAUGUCGACGCUGCCGAGAAAGACUACAUCAAGCAGUGGGACGCGUUCAUCCACAAGAGGCACAUAAGCUCCGAUGCCUUUAUCUCACGCGCAGUGCUUGAGUUCGUGAAUGAGAAGAUGCCGUGGCUCCUCAGCUCGCAAUCUCGUAUCCAGGAAUUCGGCAAGCAUCUGACAGUCCUCAUCGCGAGGGGUCUUGAUGCCGACACCGUGAGGCAGGUACAAUCUCGCAUACAAGAAGCACGAAGUCAGAAGCCGCCGGAACCGGAACAAGCGUCUUCACAGCAGCCUCCUAGGGAGGCACAACACCGUAGCUCUAAAGGGUGCGCGAUCUGUGGUCGUAACGUUCGAGGCCCGCAGUUGCUGAUUUGCGCCAACGAGGAAUGCAAGAAACCUCUUUACCACGAGGAGUGCAUCAAGUAUCAGGCGCAAAUUCCGAUUGAGCACCAAGGAUGGCGAUGCAAUGAAUGCGCGCCUGCGCACAAUGGUCACGGGGAAUGCGUGGUCUAAGCAUGUUGCUCUCGGAACUGAGGUAACCCGUUCCGCGGUAGCGAGUAUCUUGGCACGAUGUGAAAUAGCCCAUCAGGCUGGGGUUGCAUAGAAACUCUGCUUGGAGAGGGCGCUUGACCUGCAUUAUCCCCAGCCUGAGCAGGAACCUUUUGUUUCCGUCGGUGAGGUCACGACGAGGCCUCAACAUUAUGGGCCCAGUGAAAGUGAGUCCAGAGUCUGUGCCGUCGCUGCAAACAUGGGUAAUGGGGCUAUAUGUCCUCUCAGGAGGGUAGCAAACAGCAUGUUGCCCUUAUUCGAGUUGCAGACAUCAAGUGCAGAAGACUGGGUUAUUCCACGGCUGUGAUUUGCCGCAUCACAGUUGGGCGGACCUGCAUGCAGGCCUGAGGGGAGGAAAUCGAGGUAAUUCGGCGUUGCUCGCCGGCGUCUGCUCCCCUCGGUGGUGAAAUAGGCACAUCUGUACAAACAUUAUCCCUUGGCUGCGAUAACCUGAAACCUAUUGGACAAUAAUAAUACGCACUAUGCUAAAAACAUGUGUCUCUUUGCAAAGUUGGGCUAACUGGGGCUUGGUGUAAGCGGCGGUCUGCCAGAGUGAUCUACCUGCGUCUACAGGUGCGAGCGAUCAUCUUGAUCCGGAUUUUGGAGGGUUGCC
Diaporthe batatas is the source of this 3609-nucleotide messenger RNA. RefSeq lists its product as uncharacterized. Bases 720 to 2960 code for a protein of 746 amino acids. Gene Ontology annotation, cellular component: nucleus. Gene Ontology annotation, molecular function: chromatin DNA binding. The record is from RefSeq and is a predicted model, not a curated record. NCBI's taxonomy places the organism in Eukaryota, Fungi, Ascomycota, Sordariomycetes, Diaporthales, Diaporthaceae. The transcript has 3 exons.